CUGACUUCCGGACUGUGCGUUCCACAUGCAGGAAGUGAGUUUUCAUCGACUGCUGCAGCCUCCCAGUGUCCGUGGAAAUCAGGCUCUUCCACAGAUACGGAGACAGUUCCACCGGAGGGGGAGUAUAAAGAGGAACACAGGGGUCUGUACAAGGACGUGAUGAUGGAGAAUCACCGGCCCCUCACAUCACUGGAUGGGCCCAGUAACAGAGAUACCCCAGAGAGAUGUCCCCGUCCUCUGAAUUCCCAGGAUUGUACAGAGGAGAAUCACAGGAUCCCACAGGAGGAUCAGGUAGAACGUCUUUCUCGUAUAAAGGCAGAAGAUAAAAGGAGAGAAGAAGAGACGUAUGUGACUGAUAUAAAGGCAGAAGAUAUAGAGGGAGAAGAAGAGACGUAUGUGACUGAUAUAAAGGCAGAAGAUAAAAGGAGAGAAGAAGAGACGUAUGUGACUGAUAUAAAGGCAGAAGAUAUAGAGGAAGAAGAAGAGACGUAUGUGACUGAUAUGAAGGCAGAAGAUACAGAGAGAGAAGAAGAGACGUAUGUGACUGAUAUAAAGGCAGAAGAUAUAGAGGGAGAAGAAGAGACGAAUGUGACUGAUAUGAAGGCAGAAGAUAUAGAGGGAGAAGAAGAGACGUAUGUGACUGAUAUAAAGGCAGAAGAUAUAGAGGGAGAAGAAGAGACGUAUGUGACUGAUAUAAAGGCAGAAGAUAUAGAGGGAGAAGAAGAGACAUAUGUGACUGAUAUAAAGGCAGAAGAUACAGAGGGAGAAGAAGAGACGUAUGUGACUGAUAUAAAGACUGAAGAUAUAGAGGAAGAAGAAGAGAAGUAUGUGACUGAUAUAAAGGCAGAAGAUCUAGAGGGAGAAGAAGAGACGUAUGUGACUGAUAUGAAGGCAGAAGAUACAGAGGGAGAAGAAGAGACGUAUGUGAGGGGUGAUCAGCAGUGUAAAGAGGAGGAGAUCCCUACAGAUAUCAGCACAGCAGAUGGACCCACAAGCAGGAAUAUCUCAGAAGGACAUCUAAUGUUAUCCCUGGAUUGUGAAAUAACAGAUAACGACAGUAGACAGGAUUCUCCAGGAGAUAACCUCAUUAUCCCAAUUAUACAUCCAGCUCUAUCAACUGAUCCCCCUGAUCCUGGGAAAUCUUCUCCUGAUCACUCUGAUAUUGGUGCAUCUAUUACAGCUCUGAGAUUAGAUACAGAGUUUCCCUGUUCUACAGAUGCCAAAUGUUUUACACAGAACACAAACCGUAUUACUCAUCAGCCAGCUAAGGCAGGUGAGAGGCUAUUUCCAUGUUCUGAGUGUGGGAAAUGUUUUACAUAUAAAUCAGAUCUUGUUACACAUCAGAGACGUCACACUGGUGAGAAGCCAUUUCCAUGUUCUGAGUGUGGGAAAUUUUUUACAAGUAAAUCAAAUCUUGUUGCACAUCAGAGACGUCACACAGGUGAGAAGCCGUAUUCCUGUUCUGAGUGUGGGAAAUGUUUUGCACAGAAAUCUGAUCUUUUUAAACAUCAGAGAAGUCACACAGGUGAGAAGCCGUAUUCCUGUUCUGAGUGUGGGAAAUGUUUUGCAUCGAAAUCAUAUCUUGUUACACAUCAGAGAAGUCACACAGGUGAGAAGCCGUAUUCCUGUUCUGAGUGUAUGAAAUGUUUUCCACAGAAAUCAGAUCUUAUUACACAUCAGAGAAGUCACACUGGUGAGAAGCCAUUUCCAUGUUCUGAGUGUGGGACAUUUUUUGCAUCGAAAUCAAAUCUUGUUACACAUCAGAGAAGUCACACAGGUGAGAAGCCGUAUUCCUGUUCUGAGUGUGGGAAAUGUUUUGCACAUAAAUCGUCUCUUUUUAAACAUCAGAGAAGUCACACAGGUGAGAAGCCGUAUUCCUGUUCUGAGUGUGGGAAAUUUUUUGCAUCGCAAUCAAUUCUUGUUACACAUCAGAGAAGUCACACAGGUGAGAAGCCGUAUUCCUGUUCUGAGUGUGGGAAAUGUUUUGCAUCAAAAUCAAAUCUUGCUGCACAUCAGAAAAGUCACACAGAUGAGAAGCCGUAUUCCUGUUCUGAGUGUGGGAAAUGUUUUGUAUCGAAACCAAAUCUUGUUACACAUCAGAGAAGUCACACAGGUGAGCAGCCAUAUUCCUGUUCUGAGUGUGGGAAAUGUUUUGCACACAAAUCAUCUUUUGUUAGUCAUCAGAGAAGUCACACAGGUGAAAAGCCGUAUUCCUGUUCUGUGUGUGGGAAAUGUUUUCCACAGAAAUCGGCUCUUGUUACACAUCAGAGAAGUCACACAGGUGAGAAGCCGUAUUCCUGUUCUGAGUGUGGGAAAUGUUUUAGACAGAAAUCACAUCUUGUUACACAUCAGAGAAGUCAUACAGGUGAGAAGCCAUUUUCAUGCUGUGAGAGAAAUAUAUAUGUUGAACAUAUUAGACAUUACCCAAGCACGGAACCAUUUAAAUCUUCUGGAGUAUAAUUAUCACUGUCAUGCAAUGUUCCUCAAGGGUCAAUCCUAUCUCCUAUCUUCAUGCAAUAUACAGUCUGGUCCAUAUAUAUUGGGACAUCGACACAAUUCUCAUAUUUUGAGCUCUAUACACCACCACAAUGGAUUUGAAAUUAAACAAACAAGAUGUGCUUUAACUGCAGACUUUCCGCUUUAAUUUGAGGGUAUAUACAUCAAAAUCAGGUGAACGGUGUAGGAAUUAAAAUGGUUUUUAUAUGUGCCUCCCACUUUUUAAGGGACCAAAAGUAAUGGUACAAACUAAACAAUCCUAAAUCAAAUAUUGUAAAUCAGAUCAGUGCGAUCGUCCAGAUCAACAAAAAAUACUUUACUACUUAAUGUGGUCGCAGCCCGGAUCAGUGUUUCGUGAAUUGAGCUUUGACAUAUUUUCCAAGGGCGAUCUGAUUACCAUCUCCUAGAUGAAGACCUGGAUACAAUAUCCAUACUGAUAUGCAAAUAUUUAUCUGGUACGCAUAUAAAUUUUGUGUGAUAACUGAAUUUAAUCCCACAUACGGAAAUAUACUACGCUAUAUAACGAUUCUUUGUGUCUCCUAGCAGCAUUUAGAUCCCAGUAGUAACCUGGACUAAAGAAUGGGGGACUGAUACGCCAUGUGUCAAGCCGUAAUCCGUACGCUAUAAUAUUCUUGCGUGUGACAAAACUAGUGAUAAGCGGAUUCGGUUUUACUCUGUUCUCAAAACGGCAUCUUAUUGGCUUACAGAUGUCAUGUGUUUUGUAUAGCCAAUAAGAUUCUGUUUUGAGAUCCGAGUAAAACCGAAUCCGCUCAUCACUAGACAAAACUGAUUGAAAAAUACUACACCAUAGUCGCUCUCUUGUUUCUUCCUUUGAUUCCAAAAUCCUAAAUCAAACUUUUACUUUUUAAUAUUUUGUUGCAAAUCCUUUUGUCAGUUACAGCCUGAAGUCUGGAACGCAUAGACAUCACCAGACGCUGGGUUUCAUCCCUGGUGAUGCUAUGCCAGGCCUCUACUGCAACUGUCUUCAGUUCUUGCUUGUUCUUGGGGCAUUUUCUCUUCCGUUUUGUCUUCAUCAAGUGAAAUGCAUGCUCAAUCGGAUUCAGGUCAGGUGAUUGACUUGGCCAUUGCAUAACAUUCCACUUAUUUGCCUUAAACGCUUUGGUUGCUUUCGCAGUAUGCGUCGGGUCAUUGUCCAUCUGCACUGUGAAGCGCCUUCCAGUGAGUUCUGAAGCAUUAGACUGUAUAUGAGCAGAUAAAAUUUCCCAAAACACUUCAGCAUUCAUCCUGCUGCUUUUAUCAGCAGUCACAUUAUCAAUAAAUACAAGGGAACCAGUUCCAUUGGCAUCCAUACAUGCCCACGCCAUGACACUUCCACCACCAUGCUUCACUGAUGAGCUGGUAGGUUUUGGAUCAUGAGCAGUUCCUUUCCUUCUCCAUACUCUUUUCUUCCCAUCACUCUGAUACAAGUUGAUAUUUGUCUCAUCUGUCCAUAGGAUGUUCCAGAACUGUAAAGGCUUUUUUAGAUGUUGUUUGCAAACUCUAAUCUGGUCUUCCUGUUUUAUUGCUCACCAAUGGUUUACAUCUUGUGGUGAACCCUCUAUAUUCACUCUUGUGAAGUCUUCUCUUGAUUGUUGAGUUUGACACAUAUACACCUAUCUCCUGGAGAGUGUUAUUGAUCUGGGCAACUGUUGUGAUGGGGUUCGUGCUAUUUAGUACACUAGUAGUGUACUAAAUAGCAUGAACAGCUUGUAACGUAGAGUGGCAAGUUUAAUCUUUCUAUGUAUAAUGGAGAGAAAUAAAAGCUCCUCCCUACGUUCCUGGAUGCCAAAUCACUGUCCUUAGUAUCUCUGUACAGUUUUUUCUAUUAGAGUACUAAUUAGCAGGAACAGCUUAUAAUGUACAACACAGAUUCUCUAACGCCGACGAUCUACAGUACUGUGUUGCUCGAACAGUUAGUUGCGUCAGAAUACACUAAUUUAUAUCUACUGUUAUGUCUAUACGUGCUCAUUACCUGCAGAUUUACCCCGAUUUGUGUGAAACCUGUGUGCACCCUUCUGUUGAAUGUUUUACAAUGGAUUACACAAAAAAAAUAAUAAAGUGAAUGUCAUUGGAACACAAAAAAAAUUGACACUUUGGGAAUCGAACCCGGUACUCAGCGUGGCAGACCGGAGCCUUCAUCGCUAGCCCACAGC
Molecule: messenger RNA, 4649 nt
Organism: Pseudophryne corroboree (corroboree frog)
Lineage: Eukaryota; Metazoa; Chordata; Amphibia; Anura; Myobatrachidae
Product: oocyte zinc finger protein XlCOF22-like
Exons: 6
Coding region: 160-2460 (766 amino acids)
Biological process (GO): regulation of transcription by RNA polymerase II
Molecular function (GO): DNA-binding transcription factor activity, RNA polymerase II-specific; RNA polymerase II cis-regulatory region sequence-specific DNA binding
Source: RefSeq, a predicted model, not a curated record